UAUUCCUCCCAUCCCGCCCACCAGUUGGUUCCUGCUCGGUGUUAUGUGGCGAUAAAACCGAGACGAAAACAGGAAAGAAGGCCUGUGCAGCCCUUUUCUCUCAAGAUUGUGCUUCUUGUGCUGUUUGCAUCUUCUGAUCCUGCCGUUUCCCCUCUAACAACCACCAUGCUCCACCUGACGGCAGGGCGCGUGGGAAGCCUCCUGGCCAGGCGCGCCACUGCAGCCUUCAGCACCAGCAGCGUGAGGAUGGCGAGCCACGGCCACGACGUGGCAGAGACCACGGACAUGUCUCUGCCCUUGUACUGGGACCGUGUGGACAUUCCUCUGCCUGACAGACCCUACAAGGACACACUGACAACUGGUGACCAGAGCCUGAAGCAGAAGGAGCAAGGACCCUGGAGCCAACUGUCCAAAGAGGAGAAGGUCGCUUUGUACCGGCUGAUGUUCUCCCAGACCUUCCCCGAGAUGAAGCAGCCGUCAGCAGAGUGGAAGUCUGUCGUGGGGGGGAUCUUCAUCCUAAUGGGCUUAACCGGCCUGAUAGUCUGGUGGCAGAAAGUCUAUGUCUACCCUCCUGCCCCCAGGACCUUUGAUGCCGACUGGCAGGCCAAACAGUACAAGAGGAUGUUGGACAUGAGGGUCAACCCGAUCGAGGGCUUCGCCGCCAAGUGGGACUAUAAGAAGGGCCAGUGGAAGUAGAGAGAGAGAGACGGUGGGACUAUGGCUGAGGUGGUGCAGCGUUUGGACCCGUCACUCCAGAACAUGGCUUAGUUCCACUCUGAAGUAAAACUCUGAAUGUUGCAUUGCAGAUGUUAAAACCACUAGUAAGACAGCUCAUGUCCUCCUCCAGCAUGUCUGGGUGAUUUUACUCCAUGCCACCUCUGGCUGUCAGUCGGCUGCCUCCUCUCCGUCCCCCGCAGCUUUCUGUCAUGGUGACAACUGUGUCCGUCCAGGUGCAGCCAUACAAUAAUAAAGUUUUCUUAAAGCA
This is a messenger RNA of Hippoglossus stenolepis (Pacific halibut), 985 nucleotides long. RefSeq names its product cytochrome c oxidase subunit 4 isoform 2, mitochondrial. The record is from RefSeq and is a predicted model, not a curated record. Gene Ontology annotation, biological process: mitochondrial electron transport, cytochrome c to oxygen. Lineage: Eukaryota; Metazoa; Chordata; Actinopteri; Pleuronectiformes; Pleuronectidae. The coding region runs from base 166 to 696 and encodes 176 amino acids. The transcript is spliced from 5 exons.